AUGGGAGACGCCUUUACAAAGAGCUUGAUCCAAAAGACCAGUCCGGAGCCCUACCAUCAACUCCUGGUACUGAGUCAGUCAUGUAUCGACAACAGUUUCAAGAACAUGUGGCUACUCGCGCCUCCUACUUCAAGCAUCCGCUCUUUCAGCCAAACAACGCGCGAUGGACAGUCUAUGAUCGGGCAACUCAACGCCCCCUCCAUACAGCUCCAUGUUACGACCUUAUUUCCGCAGCUGUACUUUUCCCUGAACUUCUCUUCGGGCACGAUGUCAUUGUACGAGAGCACUGAUCCCAAUGAUAAAACAAUGAAGGAUUUUGACAUGACCGGCUGGGUGUUUGUGUUCCCGGUGAGUCUAGGUAACGUUCCGGUCGCGGAUUCGGAUCCAAAAUAUCAAUCCUACAAGGAUAGGAUGGGUGAUCCAGCUGGCGAGUUCACACUCGCACAACUUCUUAUCGAUGUCUCUUCUGCGGCAGCUUGGGAUAAACAGUUGAGCAAGUUUGGCACUACGGUGUGGGCGAAUGAAACGCCAGCAAUACAAGCAGGCUUUGAGGACUUCGUCAAUAACUGGGUAAACCUGAUGAGUGCCGAGGGGAAGACUGUGAUGGGAAUUACGCUGCAGACGACCCAGCCAACUACCGUGAAUGAGAUUGCACCCACAUUCCCGCCAACCUCACUGGAUCUUGCCAAUUAUCCAUGGUUCGACCCCUCAGUCACGUCGCCGCAAGCCGCAGAUGGUCUCGAUCAGAACGCUCUAUGCUAUCUCAUGAUGACGGGUAACGCUGCACCCCCCAACCCUGCUUUGCUACCUACUACAGGGACCUGGGUGAACGACACGCCAGGUCAAGACGACAAAUCUGGGGAUUGUAAGGUUGCUCCUCGCCUUACCGUCGGGCUCAACAAUUCGCACCCAAACUCAGGUGACGCAUAUUUCAAUUUCAAGCCAUCGGGUUCUGAUCCGCCUGUAUGGACUUGGUCAGGCGACCAGCUAACAUGCAAUGGUGAGGACAAAGCCGGUGUCAAUGGAGCGCUGAGUGACCUGACGCUUCGUCUUCUCCGUUCACCAAACGGGAAUGAUGUCCGGACCUUUCAAGACGGAGUCGAGAUCCCACGUGGGGCCUUCCUCUCACUCGCGCCUGACCAACCCGUCAGCUUUACCAUCAACGUCAAUUGGACGCUGAAGCUUGCCCUUGCGGCCGUCAACGAUGGGGGACUACAGAUCUCCGUAAUCUCGCCAACCUCUGGACAGAGCCCAUGUACGAUCACGACCGAGAACUCCAAUUCCGGCAUGGACUGGGACAUCGAUUGGGGCACCUACACGACCAUGAUAUCUUCAUACAUUGAUUCAUGGUUCUCCAGCGAUCUCGGGAGUGUGGAAAACAAUCUGAUCGAUGCUCUGGCCCACCAGCAUCAGUUGUUCUUGCCAGCUAGCGGCACUUUCUUGAUGAUGAAUGCAUGCUUUAAUGACCGUGGAGAUCUGCUUGCUGGAAUGACUUAUAAUGGGUUCGUGUCGAGCGAAUCGAGUGACAGAGGACGUGCUGACGAGAGCCUGUGUAGUGCACCUGCGCCUGGCGAAGACGUUCGCUUCCCAGAGCAUAUACGAAAAUUGCCUCCACGCAAAGCUCUGAAUCAGUUACGGGUCCAUUGA
Molecule: messenger RNA, 1647 nt
Organism: Bacidia gigantensis
Lineage: Eukaryota; Fungi; Ascomycota; Lecanoromycetes; Lecanorales; Ramalinaceae
Exons: 8
Coding region: 1-1647 (548 amino acids)
Source: RefSeq, a predicted model, not a curated record